AGAUAACUAUUUAGCCAUGAGUUACAACAGUAAUAGUGAGGAUGAUCCCAAAUACUUCGCCAGCAGUUAUGUGAUGCUGAGACCUCAUGACCAAUUGCGUUUCUGGGAGGUGGUGAAAUUAGUGGUGUCGGCGGACCUGUUCAGAAGCAACUUUGUCGAGUGCCCUGAGGCCACUUUUGUGAACUUCAGCCGCAGAAGAAUCAUACUCAUUUCCCUGUUGGCUCAGAAGUUACUGCAACUCUUGGCACACCCCCUUCAAGUUCUCGGCCACCUCCUUGAACUGGCCUUGAAUCUCUUUUCUUCACAUCGCACUGUCUUCUCCCUCUUCCUUCAUCUUCUCCGAGGUAAAGAUGUCAUGCCGGAUCCGAGAUCAGCAGAAUAUUUAUCAAUUACGGGGCAUGUGGAUAAACGAGUGCAAUUGGAUGGCACCAUCAAACGCCAUGACAACAAGUACAAUGCUGCUCUCUCUGUCAUGGCUUCUAAAGCAGUCUACGAGAACGUUGCUUGCGUUGAAUCUAUGGUUAAGAAUCACUGGAAGAUGGAACUUGUGGCAUGUGGUGACUUCUGGAAUGACUUUCAAGGAAAACCCACGACCCAAGCGCUGGUUAUGUUAGACAAAAGCGAGGAGAAGGAGACGUAUGUAGUGGCCUUUAGAGGAACAGAACCCUUCGAUGCGGAUGCUUGGAAUACGGAUAUUGACUUAUCAUGGUGUCAUCUUCCUGGCGUAGGGAAAAUCCAUGCAGGCUUCAUGAAAGCCUUGGGGCUGCAGAAAAGCGUCAUGGGUUGGCCUAAGCAAAUUCGCAGAGACGAGAGUCGCCCUCCCGAAGCCUACUAUGCCAUUAAGGAUAUUCUGAAGCAGCGUUUGGAGGCAAAUGAUAAAGCCAAGUUCUUAGUGACGGGCCAUAGUUUGGGUGGGGCUCUCGCUAUUCUGUUUCCGGCCAUAUUGUCGCUGCACGAUGAAACCUUCUUGUUGGAUCGGCUUGAAGGAGUUUACACCUUUGGGCAACCCAGAGUUGGAGAUAAUGAAUUUGCCGACUACAUGGAUGACCAACUUCGACAUCACCAGAUCAAAUACUAUAGGUUUGUUUACGGCAAUGAUCUUGUUCCAAGGCUGCCCUAUGACUACAAGAAUUUGAUGUUUAAGCACUUUGGGCGGUGUCUACACUUUGAUAGCAGUUAUGAAUGCAAGAUGGUGGAGGAUGAGCCGAAUAAGAACUACUUCUCGCCCUUGGCUAUGAUCCCUAUGAGGAUUGACGCGGCAUGGGAGAUUAUAAGGAGCUUCAUCAUUGGUUUCAAACAUGGAUCGGACUACGAAGAAGGGUGGCUUAUGAGAAUUUGCAGGAUUGGGGGUUUGAUAGCUCCAGGGUUACCUAAUCAUCUUCUUCAAGAUUACGUUAAUGCCACUCGGUUGGGAUCUCUUCUUUCAUAUUUGGACUAGUAGUGCAGUUUACGGCUUUAUACAUUGCAAAUCUUAGCUCGCCUUGAUCGUGUCAAUUUGGGGUGCAAAUAGACCUGAAACUAAUAAACAAUAAUAACGUCGAGAAUAUAUUUGCUAGGAAUAGUGUUAGUUUAUAUUGGGGGGUAAGGCCUCAGUGUCCUUUAUUCAUGUAUGAAGCUAGGGGGUUCAUUUUCAGUAUCAUCAUGUCACCUCGUCCAGUUCUGUCAUUGUCUGGAGUUGAGUAAUGUCAUAGUUAUACUUGUCAUCUUAGCUUGCAUUUGCCACUUCUCUUGAGAGUUUUGUACACUUCUCCUUCAUUCAACUUCAACUUCUUACAUCAGUUUCAUCAUCAAAUUCAACAGAAAGUUGGUAAGAGUUAGUUUA
This is a messenger RNA of Neltuma alba, 1822 nucleotides long. RefSeq lists its product as uncharacterized. The record is from RefSeq and is a predicted model, not a curated record. Bases 17 to 1438 code for a protein of 473 amino acids. Gene Ontology annotation, molecular function: triacylglycerol lipase activity. NCBI's taxonomy places the organism in Eukaryota, Viridiplantae, Streptophyta, Magnoliopsida, Fabales, Fabaceae. Gene Ontology annotation, biological process: lipid metabolic process. The transcript is spliced from 5 exons.